Messenger RNA from Drosophila guanche, 1296 nucleotides. It is a transcript of the gene GIIIspla2, whose product is annotated as acidic phospholipase A2 PA4. Gene Ontology annotation, biological process: phospholipid metabolic process; arachidonate secretion. Gene Ontology annotation, molecular function: A2-type glycerophospholipase activity. The transcript has a single exon. NCBI's taxonomy places the organism in Eukaryota, Metazoa, Arthropoda, Insecta, Diptera, Drosophilidae. Bases 149 to 805 code for a protein of 218 amino acids. The record is from RefSeq and is a predicted model, not a curated record.
UCUUCAAGCUCCCAGUUUUGCGGUGGGGCGAACGUAUAAAAACGCCAGAGGCUCGCGGCGUGUACAGCAAUUAGUUGAGAGCGUGCCGGACGCGAAACCAUAUAAAUACAACCCCCGCGAUACGCAAAGCUCAAGGAAAACAGACAACAUGUCGCUGGUGAUUAAGUGCAGGCACAGCCACAACCGCAACCACAACAACAUCUAUCUACUCUGCCCCAUUGUGCUCAUGUUCAUCGCAUGGCAGCUGGGCGCCGGGGGGAUUGGGGCAGAGGCCAAGCAGCUGCCACUGGCUGAUGCUGCCGAUGUCGAUGCCGAUGCCGAAAUUCGUCACGGAUCGUACGACAAUGUCAAUGAUGACGUUGCUGCACUGGUCCGAAAGCGUCGCCACUUGUCCGACUGGCUGAUAGCCCCAAACACACGCUGGUGCGGACGUGGGAAUCUGGCCAAUGGCACCUACAACGACCUGGGCGGCGCAUCGAUGGCCGACAAAUGCUGCCGGAAGCACGACCACUGCCAGCUGUGGAUAGACGGCAUGUCGACUCGCUACGAUCUCUUCAACUACCGCCCCUAUACGCUGUCACACUGCAGCUGCGACCGACGCUUCCGCACCUGCCUGAAAAUGGCCGGCGACGAGGCGGCCAAUGCCAUCGGAAAGCUCUUCUUCAAUGUGGUGCAAACGCAAUGCUUCAGCCUCAGAGUGGAGACGGUGUGUCUGGAGCGUGGUGCCAGUGCCGGUAGCUCGGGGCAGUGCCUGCGGGAAGACCUCCGCCAGAAGGCCGUUCUGCGGAGCAACAAACGCUUCUAGACGAUUCUCUCACAGCUGCACAGCGGACGGGGACAACAAAUGAUAUCCAACAGGGCACGAUCAGGUUUUGGCUUUGGGUCUGGGAGUUUUUAUAACCCAUCCCAUCCCACCCAUACCUGCAAGCAGAGCAUAGCUAUGAAAAAAGGAGCGGACACCCGAACCACUUCACUUACAUUGCUGCAACUUAAUGGCGAAAAUCAUUGCAAAAUGUUUUGUUUGUUUUGUUUUUACUCGUGAGAAAGGAGGAGAGAGAUACAAUACCGAUAUCCAUUUAGGUAUUAAGCUAUAAACAUAUAUAUGUAUAUGUAUGGGUAUGUCAAGUGCUAAUAUAAGUGCGUAGUAAGUCGCGAUACGUACAUAGCUGUAGACCCGUAGACCCGUAGCGUAGGCCAUUAAAUCGAACAUUAUAGGCUGCCAGAAAAACAAAGUUUUUCCCAUUAGUUUUUCUAUUAAUUGUAAUUAGUAAGUUGUAGUUGUAGUGCAAAAAUAAA